UGUUCAUUGGGUCAUUCUUCUCAUGGGCUUCCCGACGUCAUUCAUGCAAUCAGCAUCGUGAUGUAUGUUGAGCUUUGAAUACCAACGAACGGCAUGGAAUUAUUCAAUCUCCGGCGCAUCCAUCGAGCAUAGCAAACCCCAGCAAACUUCCGCGCACCUUGGAGAACCCGAAUCCGAAACCCCUGUAGGUACUCAGGCACCAAUGGCACCAAUGGCGCCAAUAAGUGGAUUUCCCAGCGGUAGGCGACCGGUCCGCAACCCCACCACAGGCCUCUUCAGCGCGCAAUAGGUAC
This is a messenger RNA of Colletotrichum godetiae, 293 nucleotides long. RefSeq lists its product as uncharacterized. Lineage: Eukaryota; Fungi; Ascomycota; Sordariomycetes; Glomerellales; Glomerellaceae. Bases 65 to 289 code for a protein of 74 amino acids. The transcript has a single exon. The record is from RefSeq and is a predicted model, not a curated record.